Syzygium oleosum is the source of this 2851-nucleotide messenger RNA. RefSeq lists its product as uncharacterized. The record is from RefSeq and is a predicted model, not a curated record. Lineage: Eukaryota; Viridiplantae; Streptophyta; Magnoliopsida; Myrtales; Myrtaceae. The coding region runs from base 548 to 2608 and encodes 686 amino acids. The transcript has 2 exons.
CCAUACGACGCAGUUUCGAUGCGGAGCUCGGACAGAAGAGAAGACAACCCCGACCAUGUCUUCCGUUCCCAUGUCGUCGUCCUCAUCGUUUUCAGGAAUCAGCACCACUAAAAUUAACCGAGGAGAAGAUCCACUAAAUUCUUGGAAUGGCGGUGAGCGCAUGACGUACCCUUCUUCAUAAAGCAAAAAGCUGCAACGUCAAUUCGCGGCCUUGAAGUUCGCUCGCUCGCUCGCUCGCUCGCUGGGUGAUCUUCCUCAGAUCCCAAAUCGCGCAGUCAAACGAAAGCUCCAUCCUUUCUGUGCGAGAAAAGACACCCCACCUCGACACCCCCUUCGAUCCCAAGCGACUGUGAUCUGUCCAAUUUGAGUGCGUGUAAAGCACCCCUUUCUUUUCCCAUCUCACCCAUUUCUUGAUUCGCCUUAAAGCGUUCUCAUUGCGCCCCCCCCCCCCCGGUUUUCUUCUUUUCAAGUCCCAUUUGCUUGCGUUGAAUAGGCGGGGCCAGUUCGUCAUCUGGACAAAUAGUCUCGAGAUUGAAGAGGAUUCAAGAUGUUUAGGCUUUCACCUCGCAGAAGCCAGAGGUCGAAAGGCUUCAAGGUCAAGCAUGCUUUGCAGAUCCUUCUUCUGCUUGGCAUCUGCAUCUGGCUUCUGUACCAAGUGAAGCAUUCACAGAAUAAGAAGGCGGAGUAUGACCAAAGUGCAAAAGCAGCGAACGAUAUUGUGAAAUUUGGUAGAAAGGAUCUCAAUCCUCAAAUGGAGGCUGGAGCUGCCGGCAAUAAGGAGGAUGAAGAAGAGGACGAAAAUAGGAAUGACGAAGAUCAAAGCAAGUCCGAAGAGAGCCUUGGUUUAGGGGGUAAUAGCAAUGACGAGAUUCAAGAGCAUCAAGAUCAAUCUGGCGUUGGAGCUGAGAGUAGAGAGGAUUCCUCAGAUGCUGAGAAGGCGAGCGAGGAAAGGACAGAGGAUCUGAAUGAAGCAAGCAAAGAGAAAGAAGACAUUGAAUCCCAUGACAGGAAGGAUGAGAUGGAAGGUGGGGAAAAGGUGAAUAGUGAGGUCGCAGACAACAACAGUGCUGCGGAGGAAAGUGUAGAGGAUGGCCAACAAAAGGAAAGUAAAGAGGAAGGGGAAGGUAAAGAAAACCAGACCGAAGAGAGCAAAAUUCAAGAGGUGAGUUCUUCAGAUAAUCAGGUUGAUGAUGGAAAUGGAGAGCAUAAUGCGGGAGCGAGGGAGGAACACUACAAAGGGGAUGAUGCUUCCAGUGCAGUAGCCCAUGAAUCCGAUAAUGCAGUAACCAGGGAGAAGCAAGAAGAUUUGGAACAUUCUGACAAGCAAGAGAGCUCAGAACACGAAGAGAAAAAUAAUGAAGAGAAUAAAUCGGAUACCUCUGAAGUUGCUGAGGAUCAUCAAAAUGAGACAGUUCAUCUCAGUGAAAAUAAUACAACUGAGAAUACUGUUUCUUCUGAUGCAGAAGUCCAAAAGGAGGGUUCAGCUGAUGGUAAUCAGGAGGAUAAUACGCACCAUAGCUCCAGUGAAGCAAGAGAAUCUGAUGAAGCGAAGACAGAAACAUCAGAAUCGGCACAGCAGAACAAUAUAGAAUCCACAGAUACAACGGGACAAGACAGUGCUGCCCAACAAAAUGAAGAAACAAAUCAUAAAGAAUCUAAUGAAGAUUCUACCCAACAAGAUGUACAGUCUGAGAAAACCGAUUCAGGGGCUGGCGAUGAGCAUUCCAGUUCUGGAGCAACGUCUUCCACUACGAGUGAUGAUGGAGUUGGCGGUACAACAGGACAAGACACUCCUGCCCAACAAAAUGAAGAUACUAAUCAUAAAGAAUCUAAUGAAGAUUCUACCCAACAAGAUGUACAGUCUAAGAAAGCCAAUUCGGGGGCUAGCGAUGAGCAUUCCACUUCUGGAGAGACACCUUCCACAAGUGAUAAUGGAGGUGGAGAUAACGGAGGAUUUGCAGAUUCUUCUGGAAAUUCUGAACAAACUGUUGAAAGCAAUGGAUCAGAGGAGAAGGGUUCAGUGCCUGUUGACACAAACCAAAAGGACAGUGCUCAAGGCGAAAAUGCCCAAGAUAGUGUUGAAAAGGAAAAAGUACAGGAGAAUGUUAUGACACUGAAACAAAACGAGAAUUCAGAUGCUGGUGCCAAGGAAGGUGCCGAUUCUUCGAACUCCUCGACUCAGCAAGGGAACAAUGAAUCCUCGGACAACAAUAAUGCUGAAACAGGCCAGAGUGAGAACACCACCAAUGAUCAGAGCAAUGCGAACGAAAAUGCGAAACCAAAGGACAACGCAGGUGCUGGCCAAACGGAAGAACUAAGCUCUAGCGAUUCUGCGAAGCAUCAAGAGAAUAAUGAUGCAUCCUCGAACGCGAAUGAUAACAAUGACGCUGGCUCUAACGGCAAUAGUGAUGCUGAUCAGCAAAAUUCCCUGACCUCUGAAGAACAGAAAGAAACAGGGGCAAACACUAAUAGUGGUGCUGAUGCGACCCAGACUGAUUCUGUGGAUCCAUCAAUCUCUCAGGAAAUGAAAGAGGCCCGGACAGAUUUGGGGACCCUACCAGACACAGGGAAUGAAGGAACUAACAGUAAGGAUGCAGCAGCAGAGUGAGAUCAAGCUUCCUGUGAAGUAGGAUUCUGUCUUUUGAUCCUAUUCUAGGUGAUUGGUUUUGUAUUACUAUUUUUUGAGGUUGGUCGCACAACUGUAAGGUUCUUUGUAUGUUUUUGUGCUACGUGGAUGCAAUAUGAUAUAAUUAUCAUGUCUCUCUGCAACUCUAGUGUUGAGGAAGCUAGGAAAAGUAGUUACAUGUGAUGGAUUAAUCUGCGAUAUCAAUGCUAUAAUCUUUGUUUGUCA